This is a messenger RNA of Helianthus annuus (common sunflower), 6840 nucleotides long. Its product is annotated as putative leucine-rich repeat-containing protein DDB_G0290503. The coding region runs from base 1 to 6840 and encodes 2279 amino acids. NCBI's taxonomy places the organism in Eukaryota, Viridiplantae, Streptophyta, Magnoliopsida, Asterales, Asteraceae. The transcript has 7 exons. The record is from RefSeq and is a predicted model, not a curated record.
AUGGAUGACAUAUUCACAAACCCUUUUAGUGAUAUGUAUGGUUUCACUGUAAGCUCAGGAGGAUCAGGAAAUCCAGAAAAUGAUGAUUCUACAUCAAACAAUACCAACACAAAUCAAAUCAAAGAGAAAAGGAAGGAAGCAUGGGAAUCAGAAAGCGCGUUUGGAACUUUUAAUCGUCCUCCAAAGUUAAUGGCUAUUGAAGAUUAUACAAGAUGGGCAAUAAAAUUUGAAGAAUGGCUGAUGGCGUUUGCUUUCCCCAGCUGGAAAAGCAUGAAAACUGGGUAUGCUGCGGGUAAAAACAAUGGUGAAGUAUUGAGAAGUAAUGAAGAGAUUGAUCUAUUCGUUGCUGAACAGAAAUGUGUAGCACUACUAUUUCAAUCUGUCAGGGAAGAUAUUAUUUCACUAAUCAGCUACACCAACGCCAAAGAUUUGUGGGAUAAACUGGGAAAGAAAUGUCUGGGAAGUAAAGAAAUCUUAAAGAACAAAACUAAACUACUAAAAAAGGAGUUUGAUAUGUUCAGUUGUUUCAAAAAUGAGUCAGUCUGCAAGAUGAUCGAACGUUUUGGUCAUCUUAAAUUGGAACUUGCACGUCAUGAUAUCAAAUAUCUUGAUGAGGAGAUAGUUGAUAAACUGUUCGAUUCUUUACCAGAUGAAAUGGACUGGAGGUACUAUGCUUUGAUGUUGAAAAACACCAUUCCGCCAGAAGAACUAAAACCAGAUGUAGUGAUUGAACGACUGGAAAGCCAUGAGCUAGAAUUGAAGAAAACAUACAAAGUCAAUCAUUCAUAUCAACAAAAUCCAGAACUAUACUAUCCCAAAAGUUUGAUGCCCAAAGCCUCAUCACCGAAAACAGCAUUUUCUGCCGAAAACUUAUCUCCAGCUCCUAAAGAAAAUCAAAGCAACUCAAACAAAGAAAGUCACAGUGGAUAUCAUAGUGGGUCUACUUCUAUUCCUACUACCUCGACAAAUCGUUCUGAUUCAAAGUUCUCAUGUAAUAUUGCUGUUGAUCUGAAGAAUGCACAAAACUUUGAUGAAGAAUCUGUGAAGCAACAGAUGGUGUUUCUAGCAUCUGUGCUAGAAUCAUAUGAGGGGCUGAUUGCUGGAAAGAUUGGGAAUACUAAUCUGACCAAAGAAGACUAUGAUCAGAUAGAUCCCGAAGAGAUGGAGUCAAUUGAUAUCCAAUGGGCAAUGGCGAGUGCAGUGCGACGUGCACAACGCUUUAUGGAGAUAACGGGAAGAAAAACAAUCGGUGGUCCUUCAACAAAACUGGGAUUUGAUAAAUCAAAGGAUGACUACUACAAGAGAGCUAUCUAUCAUCAGAAUAAGUCUGAACCGCCAAGAAUAAAGCAAUCUGAAGACAACAAAGGAAAAUCUAGAGCUUUGGCAGUGAUUUACGAUGAUGAAGGAUAUGAUUGGAGUAAAGAAGUAUUACCUGAAGAUGAUGCUAUUGGUUAUGCUUUUAUGGCGAGUCAUAAUGAACCAAUUCAAUGGAAGGAUAAUCGUACAGAACAACAAAAGUACGAAUAUCGAAAAAUGGUUGCUGAAGCAAAGAUCAUCCGACUCUCAGGUGUUUAUGAGGAAGCAACACGUGCAAACCGAUGGGAUCCAGAUAGAGAGUGUUACUUGGAUGUAUAUGGUAACAUUGCUGUCGACUACAAGAAGAUAGACAUUGAAGCCAUUAUCCAAGAAUACAAAGAAGAGGAUGAGUACUGGCAACACAAAUGGUGGGGUACACCAACAUCGAAAAUGAUCGAGGAAGAAAGAGAGAAAGAAAGAAGAGAAAAGGAGAAGAUAGAAGAACCUGUGAAAAUUGACACCGGGAUGAUCAACACUGCACAGGAGAUGACAGCUGAAAACUUGAGAGAAAUGGCUGAUAAAGUGCUUGCUGUCAAAGCACUUGAGGUAGAUUCUACUCCUAAUUCCGAGUCAAAGAAACAGGUCAGUCAAACUAAGUCAUCAACUGUGUCAGGUAACAAAAACAAUUGCAAUGCUGAUUGCAAAAGUUGUAACAAACAAUGCAACUUUUGUACAACUGUCACAUACCUCAAUGGGGAGAAAAUCAAGAAUCUGACAGAUAAUGUUAGAAAACUUGAAAGUCAAAUUCUUGAUUGUGACAAAGAACUUUGGGGAUCGUUUGACAUGAGAAAUGAAUCUGAUGAGGAAGAAGAUUUCUUUGAUGAGCUGGAUGUUUUUCGAGAAUAUGAAUCAUCACUCAGAUUUCCAGCAGAAUAUACGAGAAGAUCUAGUGAAACAUCAAAUGACAAUGAAGCAGGUCCUAGCAAUACUGGUGAUCAUGAGGAUGAAGGUGCUCCUGGUAAUGAGUCAGUGGUAAAUGAUAAUCAAGAAGCUGAAAAUAUGCCAAUGUUUGAUGAUAGUGAUUCAGACCUUGAUGGGGAGCAAAUCCAGGUAUUAAGUCAAACAAACCAAGUUAGUGAGCAAGAUGCUGAACAGAAUGUUACAAAUCUAGAAGGAAAUGUAGAUGUUCCAGACGAAGUGAUGCCUCGAACUCUUUCGUAUCAUCCAGAGGAACAGAUUAUAGGAGAUUUGCAAUCAGGAGUUCGCACCAGACAUCAACUUGAUCAGGGCCUUUCAAUGGUUGAUGGAAUUGUUAGCGUUGAUGCAGAAACCACUGUGGAUGAUGAUGAUAAACAAUCUGCAAUGGGACGAGGAAGAGACACUAACAAAGGACACAAUGUUCCAUCUGCAAUUGAUGAGGUCUCUACAAAAGGAACAGAAGCAGAAAAAAUGGCUGAGUGCUUAAGAAAAAGCAGAAUUGCUAAGGCAUUGUCUGAUACAACACUAGUUUAUGAAUCUCAUGUUAGAAGAUUUUGGGACACUGCAAGGUUUGAAGAAAAGGAUAAUAAAAUUCAUGCAGUAGUCAAAAAGAAAGAUAAAAACAACAAGGAUAUUGAUGUUGAAGUAGUGUUUGGAGUAGAGGACAUAAGAAGGGUUCUUGAUUUACAAGAUUCUGACAAUGAUCCAACGAUCAUGUCAGAACGUCUAGCUAAAGGGCUAUGGUGUAGAUUGGGAUUUUCUUCACACAUCAACGGAAAAAUGUUCAAAAGAAGUUUCUCGAGUCAAUACAGAUACUUAAUGCAUUGCUUAGUGCAUUCCCUAUCUCACAGAAAGGGAGCCUAUGAUGAGGUGUCUGACUACAUAAUGAACAUUGUUGUAAAAAAUUGCUUAGCCGGGAAAGACAAAUACAUUAUGUACCCAAGAUUCAUUAUGAUGAUCUUGGAUGACAAAGUUAAGAAUUUGCCAAAGAAUAAUGAUGAUAUUAUGGCAAUGGCUGAAGUGAAUAAGACUGCUAUUCUGAGAAUCACAAAGGAGAAGGAUGCUAAAACAAAAGAGUUGAUCUGUGCAUUAAAGGAUGAAGCAUACGUAGCUCCUGAAAAUGAUAAAUGGAGACAUGACAAUAGUGAUUCAGACAAUGAAGACAAUAAGAUGAGUGAAAUGAUUGAAAAGAAAACCAGAUGGUGGUGUAUCAAAGAUGGAAAGAGAAAGAGAACACCAAAGUCGACCCCUGUGGUUGUAAUUAAAGAAACAGCAAAGGGGUCUUCUGAAGAACCUCAAAGAAAGCUAAUAGAUGAACCUGUCAUAGAACCAAGGGAGGUGGUUGAUAAAGGUGUUGGUUUAAAAGAGACUUUGGAAAGCUAUUUUAAAAAGCAUGAAGAGGCUGAACAAGCACAAGCUCAAAGGAAAGUUGGUCAAGAAGAGGAAGCUGAAAAGAACUCCAGUAAUGAAGAUUCAGAAGAAACUUUAUCUGAAUCUGAACUGGUCAAAGAGACAGUGGGAAAAGGAAAGGUACAACUGAAGAAAAGACCUUUAAAGAAAAGAAAGAAUUCUGAAGAUGAAGAUUCACCGUACAAUCCUGAGGAUUCCCAGAAAAACCGAAAGAAAAGAAAAGCUACUCGCAGCGGUGAUAUUCCAAGAGUGGUUAGAGCAAAGAAACAGAAUGCUAUAUCACAAAAAGAGAAGGAAGGGAAGAAGAAACAGGACACUGCUGAAUCAAGUCCUGUGGUUGAGAUACCAAAAGAAGUUCCUUUAACAGAAAUUCCAAUAGAAACACAUGAUGAUUAUGUGGAGAUCACCGGAGUUAAAUCUACUAAACAAACAUCUGAUCGUCAUGAUAUUCCAGAAUCAUCACAACGAAAGACAGAUUAUUUCAACUUAGAUUUUGAUAGCCUUGGUGGUGCUACUGGAGAUUUCUUUCAAGAUAUGCCAGAGAGUGAAGGAGACCUAUUUCAUGAUAAAAAGAUGAAAGAAUUGGAAGAAAAAGUUAAAGUCUUGGAAAAGGAAAAGGAAGAAAACGAAGCUGUGCAAGUAAAGUUGAAGGAAAUGAUUGAUGAGUUGGAGAAACGGCAUGAAGACGUAAUGGAUGCAGUGCUUACAAAAGAUGAGAAAUUGAAUGAAAUGAAGGAAGAUAUAAAAGAUAAUGCAGAAAUUAUUAGCACACUUACUGAUGAAAUUGCUGCAUUGAACGCCAAAGUCAAAGACUUGCAGAAUAUCAAUCAGACUCUGAAUCAACUCUUAAAUGAGGUGAAUGAAGCUUCGACAAAUGAAAUGAAGGCAAUGAAGCUAGAGAUGGAAGCUAUGAGAGCAGAUAAGGUGAUGAAAGAUAAGCAACUGGAAAUGCUUACGGCUGUGAUUGAAGCACAUCUGAAGGUGAACAUCCACGAGGCUUUUGAUCAAGUUGACAUUAUCAAAGCAAAUGAAAGAAGGAAAGAAAGAGAAAGACAGCUUGCUGAAGAAGCUAAUCUGAAAAAUAAAGGCAUAGCAGAAGAAGUUGAAGUUGUUGGAUCUUCACAAAAUCAACUUGAGGUAGGUGGAUCAUCUUCUCAACCAGAAAUUGAAAUGGUGGAUGCUCAAGAUGUUACAGCAAAUGAUGAAGAAAUGGUGGAAGCAGAAAAUGAAGCAGUUCAUGAACCAGAGUUUAUUAUGAUUGGUGAAUCUGUAGAGCCUAUUAUUCCGGAGAAUGUUUUGAGAGACGUUCAAAUCAUACAAAGAAAGAAAAAGGCUAAAGAAGUAUUACUACUGGAGUACUCUACCGACAAGUUUGUAUUAGUUGGAAAAGCCUAUAGAGUGCCCUAUAGUGAAGAAGAAUCUGCCAAGCUGUUAAGAUUUCAUGAAUUAAAGGAUCAAGGGAAGAUAGCUAGAGGAGAAGUGGAAGAAGAAGAAUCUGAUAGUGAUUUUUGGGAGGAAGAAGAUGAAGAUGAUGAUAAAGAUGAUAAAGCAGACGAUAAAUCCGAUGAUGAUGAUAAGCCUGAUGAUGAUGAUGAUGAUCAAGGCACAUCGGGUUUGCUAAUCAAUGAUCCAUCCGUUCAAGAUAAAGUAAAUGAACUCAUGAAUGAUGAAGUGAAUGAACAGAAUGAUGAUGCAGAGUGUGAAGGGUCAUCUUCUGGAAACCAAUCUGGUGAUCAGGUACAUCAACUCACAUCUACUUUUAUUUCUCUUUCUGAAUAUCAUCAAGGAGAAGUAGAUAUUAUCAGAACAAGAUCUGAAAUGCUUGAAGAGUUGGGGUUAGAAGAUGGGAAGUUUAAAUUUGAUAUCGAAGAUGAAAUCCCAGAGUCUCCGAUCAAAAACUUUGAACCACAAUUUCCACUUGAAGCAGAAUUUUAUGAUAAUGUGACCAUAGAGACUGAUUCAGAUUCGGAAGAAGAAAGAAUAGAUUUUCACUAUGAAGGUGAAGACAUGGCAUUUCCUACAUUCACAGAGUUAUUUGAAGACAUGAAUGCAGAAUUAUUGAAAAGAAAAAUUGAAGAAAGAGUUGCAUCUGCUGAUAUGCCUGAACCAGUUCCAAGAGAAAUUUCUGCUGAAGAGAGAAAGAAAUGGUUCAGAUCAAUGCCAAAGGAAAGAAAGCCUCUUAGAGCCCUACAGUAUUUUACUCAUGAUAAAGACUUAUCUUGGGGUGAUAUUCUUUCUUGGGGGUAUCUGGAAGACUUGAAUGUGUAUGCAAUUCGAAGAGAGCAAGGUGUUCAAUACUUCAGGUGCAUUUCUGAUCUUGCUACCUUACCUUGGUGGGACGUAGAUGAAUUGGUGGUUACAAAGAAUAUUAAACAACACUACUACGGUCCUGAAGUAAAACAGAGAGACCAGAAGCUGUGGAAUUACAUCAAGUAUCAAGCAACGAUCAAUUAUCCAGAUUGGAAACCACAGUUUCCUAAAAGAAUUGUGAAGUAUACAGCUAAAGGUGAGAAGGACGUUACUCUUGAUGUCAAACCGCCAAAGUGUUUGAAGAGCAUGCCUUUAAGGGCUAUUGAGCAGGAUUUCUAUGAUUUGUUUCAAGCAUGGCUCUAUAAUCCUUCUACUGCUGAAGCUGUGAUCUCUUUGUACGAUAAAGACGCUGGUGAAGCUAGGAAGAUUUGUAUUCUAGACCCGAUGUGGCUGGUAAAUUGCUCAAAGAAAGACAUAGAUUGCUUGUUUGUCAACAAGAUAAUCUAUGACAAGAAAGACAAAGCCAUUGCUCAGCAGUACCAGAGUGUAGUUGAUGUCUGUUUUGCUAAAGAAAUCAACUCUGGUAAGAACUGGAAAACCUCAUGGAGAGAUAUAGAGGUUGAUGAGUUUCUAAAGGUGUACAAGAGAAGUUUAAGAUCCAAGGAAAUUCAGAGAAAAGCUGCUGAAAGAGGAAGACGAAAUCUUGGAUUUGUACCUCCUACUGAUCAGACACCCAUAGAGUCUGAAGAGAACAAGAUCCCUAAGUGGGACAGAAAAAGAGAUGGAGAUCCAGUGUACAGAAAUUGGUGGAUAACAGAGGGAAGACAUAAGAGAAGACAAAUGUUAGCUGAACGAGAAGAGAAGAGAAAACAAAAGGCACGAGAUAGAAGACGCAACAGGAGGUAA